This is a messenger RNA of Rotaria socialis, 2712 nucleotides long. NCBI's taxonomy places the organism in Eukaryota, Metazoa, Rotifera, Eurotatoria, Philodinida, Philodinidae. The record is from the annotation of a GenBank genome assembly.
AUGGAUGAAACAAAAAAUACCCCUGAAAAGUCAUCUACUCUAUUAUCUAAUAAUAAAAAUCGUGAUUUCAACGCAACUAUAUCAGUUAAUUCUCAGCUCAAUGCUGAAUCCACAUUUAUAUCUAAUGAAAGUUCUGAAUUACCGAAAAAUUUCAUUGAAAUUCAAAACGAAUAUUCCACACUGAGUAAUACGUUUGAUGAUAUAAAUACUUCUAUGUCUAGAGUAUCUAUACAUGAUACAAGGCCAACAUGUCGUUCAAAUGCAAAUCACUUCCGUCUACAUCCAAGUAAUUCAUAUCAUCAACCAGUACGCCCAACAGUCUACAACCGUCCAAGACCUAUUCUACAUCAACCUGAAACUCAAGCACAAUUAGUUGCUUUCACUCAACCAUUGAUGUCGAUUCGACUACCUCAUCAAGAAUAUCCAACAUGUGAACAGAAUUAUUAUCCAUCAUCAAGACCUUACACGCCAAAUCAAUCACAUGAACAAUCAGCUGUAUCUAUGAAAUAUAAAUCAGAAACGACAACAAAACAACCUGAAUACUAUGUAGACAGUUUCCCAUCGAAUUUUUCUGAUUCAUCAUCUUCAAGUAGUAAUAAUAAAUCAAGAACAAAACAUGUGACUUUUAAAGAGCCAGAAAUGGUCAAUAAUACAUUAACAGCGAAUCCGAAUCAUAGCACUUAUCCAGCACCACCGACUCAUAUUUAUCCACCUUCACGUUCAUCUCAUCGAUACGGUAAUCCUUCAAUGUACAAUCCAUUUUAUGCACAACACUCUAAUACGAUGAUGAAUUCACGAAUGAUGACGCAGUCUCGUGGAGUCAAUAUGAUGUCGACGCCUCACGUAUGGACGCCACGAUCAUAUUAUUUGAAUCCGCAAACAUCCUAUGCUCAGUAUCGCUUUCAAUCAAAACAGCUCUAUGAUCCAAAUAAACCAAAAACAACACCAACACUAUCUGAAUAUCAUAAUUCACCAAAAGUAAUCCGUACAAUCGAACCAAAAGAAAAGAAAAGAACAAAACCAACUAAUGACAUUGAUAACUCGUCUGUACCAACGUCUAAUCCUAUUCCACAUCAAAUAACUAUUCUACGGAAACCGAGUACUGAUCCUGAAGUUUGUACAUCAUCUAUUCCUAUGAUUCCAAUGCCUGUUGAAGAUCGGCCUAUCCUCUCACUCGAAGAAAAAGUUAUUUCAUCUGAAAAAGAGCAAAUAAUUUCUUCAUCGAUUGAAAAUGCCACCGAUACUACAACUACAACUGACAAAAAACAACUAAUAUCUUCAUCUGUUAACAGUUCAUUAGAUGUGAUAGUCAAAGAAGAGCAGAUACAAACACAAUUUAUGUCAAACACUAAUACAUUAUUUUCAAGUCAUGAACUUCUAUCUAUUUUACAAAGUGCAAAUUGCUUAUCUUCUUUAAAUGAAUACGCACAACAGAAGAAAUUUACAAUAGCCUAUGAAUUUUCUACUAUUUUACCAUCAUCGUUUACAUGUAUAAUUUCAAUUGAUACUCGUUCAUUUCCAUCUGCAAUCCAGUGUACAUCUAAGAAUGAAGCUCAAAAAUUAGCAUGUGAUCAAGCUCUACGUAUUCUAUAUCGUGAGUCAUGCAAAAACGAACAAUGUUCCCUUGAAUUUUCUCAUAAACAUGAUUAUAUCGCGCAUCGAUCUAUAUCGGCAUUUCAGGAAUUAAACAUCAAUGAAUUGUUACUUGGUCGAAAAACUCUUGCAUGCAUGUUGAUGAUAACUGAUGGACAAUAUGAACAAGCACGUGUCAUUAGUAUUGCUACAGGAAAUUCUUGUCUUGAUGAAACAAAUCUUAAUUAUGCUGACGAUGGAACAACAUUACAUGAUUGCCAUGCUGAAAUACUUGUACGGCGUGGUCUUAUUAGAUUUUUAUUCGAACAAAUUAAACAAUCAAAAGAUAAUAAUAAAUCCUCUAUUUUUGCAUAUAAUUCAACGAGUAAUAAAUAUGAACUUCAUGAAAAUAUAACAUUUCAUAUGUUUAUAUCAUCGUUACCAUGUGGUAAUGCUUCUUUUAAUAUGUCAUCGAAUUCUCUACGUUAUAAACAAGGUACAAAGGAAGGUACGAUACUGGGUUCAACAAGUUCAAGCAAAUAUUCAAUAAAAUCAUGUAGUGAUAAAAUCUAUCGAUGGAAUAUCUUAGGUAUUCAAGGUGGUCUCCUAAUCAAUAUUCUUACGAAACCAAUAUAUCUUGAUACAAUAACAUUAGCAUGUGAAACAACAUUCGAUCGUAAUUAUGUAAAAUAUUCAUUAUGUCAACGUUUAAGUGAACAUCUAAAUUCAUUACCAUCUCCAUAUGUAUGUAAUUUACCUGAUAUUGAUUGUCCGAAAACAAAAUCAUUUCAACAAGAAAGACAAGUAGCUAAACUUCAAACAAGCGCAUUUGCAUGGAAUCUUACAGUACCUGAUACAAUGGAAUUAUUAGAACCUAUGACUGGAAGAUUGAAAAACGAUCGAUCAAUGUCUUUAUUAAGUAAGCGAAAUCUUUUUGAAGAUUUUACAAAUUUUAUUCAAGCAAAUUUUCGUAACGACAAUUCUUUAUCGUACAAAACUUAUCAACAAGCUAAACAAUUAAAUAAAACUUAUGUUAAAGUAAAAGAUCUUAUUUCAACAGUUUUUCAAACUGAAUCAUCGGAUACCAGUAUACCAUGGUUAAGUAAAAGUGAUCAACUCGAACAAUUUUCAAUGGAAUAA